GCGUCAAAGCCCGAACUGGGAGGCUGAGUUGUGGAGCAUCCUCUCCCCGCAGCCCCUCCUCCGCCCACGGCAGCGGCCAAGGGUGUAGAGCUUAGCAGGGGGAGGGGAAGAUCUACACCCAUCCCCCUUCCUCCCGCCCUCCCCGCGAUCAGAUUCAACUGCACCUUUUAUUAUUUUAACUCUUCUCCCUAGGACACGCGGCCCCCGGAUCUGUCCCUCCGGCAUUAGCGAUCCCCGCUCCCGCGCGCCGGCAUGGGACAGCGAGGGACCUGCCCGCGGUCGGCCGGCGUGUGCGGGGAGGUGCCGCCGCCGCGCCCGCUGCCCCGAGUCUGAGGACGGGUAUCGAGGAAAGGAGAGGCCGAGGAAGAGACAGGUGGAUAGGCUGGCUAUGGUGACAGGACGAUGUUGGCCAGAAAGAGCAUCAUCCCCGAGGAGUAUGUGCUGGCGCGCAUCGCCGCGGAGAACCUGCGCAAACCUCGCAUCCGAGACCGCCUCCCGAAAGCCCGCUUCAUCGCCAAGAGCGGGGCCUGUAACCUGGCGCACAAGAACAUCCGUGAGCAGGGACGAUUCCUUCAGGACAUCUUCACUACCUUGGUGGACCUGAAAUGGCGCCACACGCUGGUCAUCUUUACCAUGUCCUUCCUCUGCAGCUGGCUGCUCUUCGCCAUCAUGUGGUGGCUGGUGGCCUUUGCCCAUGGGGACAUCUAUGCUUACAUGGAGAAAAGUGGAAUGGAGAAAAGUGGUUUGGAGUCCACAGUGUGUGUGACUAAUGUCAGGUCUUUCACCUCUGCUUUUCUCUUCUCCAUUGAAGUGCAAGUGACAAUUGGAUUUGGAGGGAGAAUGAUGACAGAAGAAUGCCCUCUGGCCAUCACAGUUUUGAUUCUGCAGAACAUUGUGGGUUUGAUCAUCAAUGCAGUGAUGUUGGGCUGCAUAUUCAUGAAAACGGCUCAGGCUCACAGAAGGGCAGAAACUUUGAUAUUCAGCCGCCAUGCUGUGAUUGCUGUUCGAAAUGGCAAGCUGUGCUUCAUGUUCCGAGUGGGUGACCUAAGGAAAAGCAUGAUCAUUAGUGCCUCCGUGCGCAUCCAGGUGGUCAAGAAAACAACUACACCUGAAGGGGAGGUGGUGCCUAUUCACCAGCUGGACAUUCCUGUUGAUAACCCUAUUGAGAGUAAUAACAUUUUUCUAGUGGCUCCUUUGAUCAUCUGCCAUGUGAUUGACAAGCGCAGUCCCUUGUAUGAUAUCUCAGCAAGUGACCUCGCCAACCAAGACCUGGAGGUCAUAGUGAUUCUGGAAGGAGUGGUCGAAACUACUGGCAUUACCACUCAAGCAAGAACCUCCUACAUCGCUGAGGAGAUCCAAUGGGGCCAUCGCUUUGUGUCUAUUGUAACGGAGGAGGAAGGAGUGUAUUCUGUGGAUUACUCCAAAUUUGGCAACACUGUUAAAGUAGCUGCUCCGAGGUGCAGUGCCCGAGAGCUGGAUGAGAAGCCUUCCAUCCUUAUUCAGACCCUCCAGAAGAGUGAACUGUCCCAUCAGAAUUCUCUGCGGAAGCGCAAUUCCAUGAGAAGAAACAAUUCCAUGAGGAGGAACAACUCUAUCCGAAGGAACAACUCAUCCCUCAUCGUGCCCAAGGUGCAAUUUAUGACUCCAGAAGGAAAUCAGAACACAUCGGAAUCAUGACAGCAAGACAACCCCAGGAAAGACUUUUAGCAAGUGUUGACAGUUUACGCAGGGCUCUAUCAGACUGUACCAGAGCUGGAAUACAAUAAUUUGUCCUUCUCUAUCUUAACACACUAAAUGAUAUUCAUAUUCAAACAACAGCACUUUCUGUGUCAGUAAAUAGUAACACAAGGUGGAGGAUUCGUGGCUUACACUUGUUUCAUACAUGCAGUAUUUGCUGUGAUAAGCUUAAAUUAUGUAUAAGAAUUAGUUAUGCUCUCAUUUCUCUCAAUUUGAAACACAAGAAUUACAUUAAUAGUAAUAGACCUUCAAUACAAAAGUUGGCCAAGGAAUGAUUCUGUGUGAAAUGCUUAGUGGGUGAAACCACAGAUCUCUCUGUUUCUGUUGUUCACUCUGGAAAUGCAAAUAGGAUGGGGGACAGGAAACAAAAUUGUGUUCUUGAUGCUUUUUGUAUAUCAGCCGGUAUGUUCCGUGUCCUUUUUUCAUGAUACUGCUCCUGGUAAGACACCUGAGGCAAAAAACUACUUAGCGUUAUCUGCUCCUAAGGAGAUUCUGUUCAUUGACUUAGUUCUUCACAGUGACCUCCAGGGAUUUCCUCGUCCUCCUCAUGGCAGACUGUUGGCAGAACUGGGCAAGGAACUUUCGAGAAAAGCUAAGAACAUUCCUGUCUCAUUUAGGACUGGAUUCCCGAAAGUGAUACUUACUUCUUUUGGCUUCUCACUUCUUAAGAGCUCCCGCAGGGAAAUACUGUAUUGACUAUUUUAUUAAAAUAUUUUCUUUGUA
This is a messenger RNA of Equus quagga, 2460 nucleotides long. It is a transcript of the gene KCNJ8, whose product is annotated as potassium inwardly rectifying channel subfamily J member 8. NCBI's taxonomy places the organism in Eukaryota, Metazoa, Chordata, Mammalia, Perissodactyla, Equidae. The record is from RefSeq and is a predicted model, not a curated record. Gene Ontology annotation, cellular component: plasma membrane. The coding region runs from base 403 to 1677 and encodes 424 amino acids. Gene Ontology annotation, molecular function: ATP-activated inward rectifier potassium channel activity. The transcript is spliced from 3 exons. Gene Ontology annotation, biological process: regulation of monoatomic ion transmembrane transport; potassium ion import across plasma membrane.